AUGGGCCCCAGAUGCCCCCCCUCGGCGGUCCUCGCCGAAGAAAAUGCGCACACGUCCGAGCGAUGCCAAGACAAGAAGGGUGAGCAGGAGGAGGAGGAGGAGGAGGAGGAGGAGGAGGAGGAGGGACGCCGCCGCCCGAGCUGUGGAAGGCCACGUCGACACUGGGCGCGCGGGGCGCGGACAGCGACAGCGGCCAAGGCUAGGCCGGAGGGGAAGGAUGCCAAGGGUCGCCUCGGAAAGUUGCGCGUCCUUGCUGUGUGGGGCGAUACUUUGGACAAGGCUGCCAAGCUCAGUUUGGCGCGGCAUGCACAGAAGAAGUACGCGGCAGGAGGGGAGAGGGGCAGUUUCCACCGUCCUCCACAUCCUGGCGCAUUCCCUCGGCACUGCUCCGCCUGGCGACCCAGCGAUCUCUCGAGCCCUCCCGCACCGCCUUGCUUCGCCCUCUCCGUCCACCCGGGGCCAACGUAUUAG
Prorocentrum cordatum is the source of this 471-nucleotide messenger RNA. NCBI's taxonomy places the organism in Eukaryota, Dinophyceae, Prorocentrales, Prorocentraceae. The record is from the annotation of a GenBank genome assembly.